Molecule: messenger RNA, 649 nt
Organism: Prorocentrum cordatum
Lineage: Eukaryota; Dinophyceae; Prorocentrales; Prorocentraceae
Source: the annotation of a GenBank genome assembly
CAGGAGCCAGCCGCAGCGAGGGUCGUCACCACGUUCCGCGGCGACAUCGUCCAGAAGUACCGCGUGAUCCGGCAGCUUGGCGCGGGCGUGUCCGGCAUCGCGUACCUGGUGCAGAGCAAGAGCACGGGGCAACAGUACUGCGCGAAGGAGAUGCCGGAGCACGAGUCCCUGAACGAGUUCAACCGCCUCCGGGAGCUCCAGCACCCGAACUGCCUGAGGGUCGUGGAGCUCGUGCAGGGCCAGGAGGUGGUCGCCGCGAGGUGGCACGCCGUGGCCUGGCUCGUGACGGAGCUGGCUCCGGGGGGCGACCUCUUCCGGUACGCGAAGAGGCUGAUCGAGGCAGGCGGCGCCCAGGCGCUGACCGAGGAGUGGGUGGCGGGCGUGGUGAAGCAGGCGCUGCAGGGCCUUGCGUACAUGCACUCGAAGAAGGUGGUUCAUAACGACAUCAAGCCAGACAACAUACUGAUAAUGAACGCCUUUUCGGCCAACAACCCCUUCGGCAUCCCCGGUGUCGUCAUUGCGGACUUUUCGCUGGCCUCCCUGAUCGACCAGCACACGGAGUUCAACGACGGGGACCCGAGGUGCCCGGGGUGGGAGGGAGCGGAAGCCGCAUAGUCGCGCCAGUCGUGAAGCAGCCUUUUCCCCCCAG